This is a messenger RNA of Anoplophora glabripennis (Asian longhorned beetle), 1015 nucleotides long. RefSeq names its product zinc finger E-box-binding homeobox protein zag-1-like. Gene Ontology annotation, biological process: regulation of transcription by RNA polymerase II. The record is from RefSeq and is a predicted model, not a curated record. Gene Ontology annotation, molecular function: chromatin insulator sequence binding. Gene Ontology annotation, cellular component: chromosome. The transcript has 4 exons. The annotation marks the transcript as partial. Lineage: Eukaryota; Metazoa; Arthropoda; Insecta; Coleoptera; Cerambycidae.
GGCCCAGACCCUUCCAGUGCCCAGACUGUGGCAAAUUUUACUCGUACAAUAGCGGCCUGAUUCAACACAGGAAGUACAUGUGUGGAAAGGAGGCCCAAUUCCAGUGUCCAAUACAAACAUGUUCUUACAAGUCCCAGUUGAGAUCCAAUCUGAGAAAGCACAUAAAAGCCAAACACCACCAGAACCCAGAAAUGGUCAUGCGGGAAAGGAACACCAAGAAGUACGAGGAGACUAACAAGGACUGUCGGCAAGGGCAAAGAUUCUUUUGUCCGAGAUGUAACUCAUCCUAUAAAAUACGGCGGUCUUUAAGGCGUCACAUGAAUUACGAGUGUGGAGUAGAACCCAGCUUUCCAUGCCAAUAUUGCAGCAAGAGAUUCAAACACAAGGCUGACCUCAAAAUCCACCUGGUUAGGAACAGGUGCAAGAAACAACCAUUAUUAGACUUGAAUUCUCAAAAGGCGAAUUCUAUCAAUGGAAAGAAAGAAAUUUUGGUUGUGAACAUUGUAUCCAAAUCUAUAAAAGAAUAUAUUCCUUUUUCGAAAAUUGAUGUCUCUCAAAUCAGUUCUAGUUCUAGUGCCACUUUUGUUCCAAUUGUACUUGAAGAUGUAGAACUACCUCAACAGAACUGCACUACCGAAAUCAGUGUCUUCAGUUGCUUGAACAAAUUGGUUUUUAUAUUGCUGGGUCAAGCUUACUUUAAAUGUCUACAGUGUUUCAAAAGUUACAAACACAGAACCAAUUUAGUUAGACAUCGCAGACUGGAGUGUAACAAAGCACCUUCGUAUCAUUGCCCGGUUUGUAACCUUUUGUUUAAGCACAAGCACCAUCUUCAGAAACAUCAAGAAAGACAACACAGCGUCCAAAACUGAUUUUUCUGGUUCGACAGGGUUCAGGAUUAAAAAUGACGUAGUAAUACUGCUAAAGCAGGAGUUGUAACAUGUAACUUUUUUUUGUUAAAUUGCUGUAUUAAUAUGUUAAAAUUAUACUGGUAAAGAAUACUUCAAGAGUAGCUUCU